Messenger RNA from Clonostachys rhizophaga, 693 nucleotides. The record is from the annotation of a GenBank genome assembly. NCBI's taxonomy places the organism in Eukaryota, Fungi, Ascomycota, Sordariomycetes, Hypocreales, Bionectriaceae.
AUGAAGCUGGGACCUCUUUAUGUUUUACUCUUUGGUAUAAGCCCCGCUGCCUGUUCCUUCAGUCUCGAUGUUGUCGGAGGUCAGAGCAGUCUCUCGCCGACAACCUCAGACGCUUGCCGCUCCGCUUAUCUUGCGCCCAUCGAUUGCGAGGAGACACUCCUCCAGCUAGCCUCGUCUGGUCUAUUCAUGUUCAGCGAGCGGGAUCCCCUGGAGCUCACAUGCACAGACACCUGCAAGGAGGCGCUCGAUAAGUAUGUACAAAACGUCAAAGGCGCCUGCACAGCCCCUGGAGAUCGAGCGAUGCUCAAGGAUAAGGCCGUGGGUGUUCCUCAACCGCCAGUUGAGGUAGUGGGCGAGAUAUUUCGGUAUAUCUUUGCGUGGGGAUGUGCGAAAGAUGGCGAGAAAUGGUGUUAUAAAAGGUAUGGGUAUGGACACCCAUACUACGCCAAAUCAGAUUUUCCUUGCACGGCAGUAUGUCCAGUGAAGGCCAUGGAAGCAGCCCACGAAUAUCCAGGCUCGGACUUUCUGUUCAAGACGCACAAGCUCAGCAUGCAGUCACCUUGGUGGAGAAAUCUGUAUGCUGACGGAUGGCAGACGGUGCUCAAAUGCCGUGGCGAUGGACUGUCGUCAACCGACGACAGCGCAGCACAAAUUGCUAUGGGCAGCUCCUCAGUUCAUACUCGCAGGUCCUAA